GUGAAAGCAUCGCCUUGUGCAGAACAACUAGCAUUUCCUUUUUCUCCGUUUAACUUUUUAUUUCUGUUCAACCAACAAUUAUUGCCAUUAAUUAGAAAUGUAUAUCGUGUGAAGAAUGUUAAUUAUGUGAGAACAUGAAGCCAAUGUUCUUACUUGCAUAGAGCUUUCGGGCCGAAAUAAUGUUCUACGAGUGGUGAGACUGAAUGAGAGGAAAGGUCCAAAUGAGAAAAGGAAGAGCAAUUGUGUAGUGAAAGAAAAAAACUGUGCUUUCCUUACCCUCAAACCUAUUGUAGUUAGAUUUAAAAAUAAAUUUAAAAAAAACCUACAAAAUCGUGAAAUUAAGCAAAGAGUUGGGAACAAGUGCAGGGUAUAGUAGAUGUGAAAAUAUAGACAAAGAAUUCAAAAAGGUGAAAAAGAUGAAAAGAGAGUAAGAGAGAAAUUAAUCGGAAAAUUCCACUCACACAUCUCUAAAAAUAUCAGUUAAUAAACAAACCAGUAGCCAAUAUUUAUUAUGUGUGGAUGAAAGUGUAAAAUUGUAUUUAAAUCAUUUAACGUAAAUACAAGGAAAGUUCGAAAAUCUUAUAGAAACUGUACAAUUGUGAGUGAAUUGUGCAUAAUGAUGGUCUGAGUGUCCAUAAGAACAUCCAAUUGUGAUGUCUUUUUCCUCAAUGAAAGAGUUAAAUGUGAAAAAUGUAUCCGGGAAAUUAAUUGAACAGACGAAAGAUCAAUGGUUUUUCUUCUGUUACAAUUGAGGAAAUUUGUGAAAUAAAACAGUGCGAAUCAAAAGAACACAUUAAUUGUGACUCCCAAUCAGGCUUAUUUAUGGUAGCUGAAAAAUCCAUUGGAAAAAUAUACAUUUGCUGAGGAAUAAUUCUUUCAACUUCUGGGCUGAACAAUGAAGAAACGAAAGGACGAUGGACGUGGCAUGGCUGGGGAGUUGCUGUUGGAUGAAGAAUCACUUCACUGCCACAGACCAGCGCGUUGUUUAUAGAAGAAGACGAAAGUGUCCAAUUGCUCGAGAGCUUCUGUGGAGUCUGGAGAGUGUCGGUAUUAGCGUCUCUCUCUGUCAUCACAUAAAAAUUAAAUUAAUGUGCUGCCUGUGGAGUGAUUAAAAAAGCACCCAACACCAUGAAUCUCAUCAAUAUGGAUUCGGAGAACCGGGUGGUCCUCAACGUGGGUGGGAUUCGGCAUGAGACCUACAAGGCGACUCUCAAGAAAAUCCCAGCCACAAGAUUGUCGCGACUCACCGAAGCUCUGGCCAAUUAUGAUCCCAUCCUCAAUGAGUACUUCUUCGAUCGACAUCCCGGAGUUUUUGCUCAAGUGCUCAACUACUACAGAACGGGAAAACUGCAUUAUCCCACAGAUGUAUGUGGUCCACUGUUCGAGGAGGAGCUGGAGUUUUGGGGUCUCGACUCCAAUCAAGUGGAACCAUGCUGCUGGAUGACCUACACUCAGCAUCGUGAUACACAGGAGACACUCGCUGUACUCGAUCGUCUGGAUUUGGACACAGAGAAGCCGUCAGAGGAGGAAUUGGCUAGGAAAUUCGGUUUCGAGGAGGAUUACUACAAAGGUACGGUUUCCUGGUGGCAGAACAUGAAACCACAAAUUUGGUCUCUAUUCGAUGAACCGUACAGUUCGAAUUCAGCUAAAAUAAUUGGUGUCGUUUCCGUGUUCUUCAUUUGCGUUUCCAUUUUGUCAUUCUGUUUGAAAACACACCCCGACAUGCGGGUGCCCAUCAUCAGGAAUAUCACCGUACGCACGGCUAAUGGUAGUACAUCGUGGGUGUUGGACAAAGCUCAGACCAACGCCCAUCUCGCAUUCUUCUACAUUGAAUGCGUCUGCAAUGCGUGGUUCACCCUUGAAAUUCUCGUACGAUUUAUAUCGUCACCAAAUAAGUGCAACUUCAUUAAAUCAUCCGUUAAUAUUAUCGACUACAUCGCCACAUUGAGUUUCUACAUCGAUCUGGUGCUCCAGAAAUUUGCGUCCCACCUCGAGAAUGCCGACAUCUUGGAAUUCUUUUCAAUCAUUCGCAUUAUGCGAUUAUUUAAAUUGACAAGACACAGUUCCGGCCUCAAGAUUCUCAUACAGACGUUUAGAGCGUCAGCCAAGGAGCUGACUCUACUUGUCUUCUUCCUAGUUUUAGGCAUCGUCAUAUUCGCCAGUUUAGUGUACUACGCCGAACGGAUACAGGCCAAUCCGCACAAUGACUUCAACAGCAUCCCACUAGGCCUCUGGUGGGCCCUUGUCACGAUGACAACGGUAGGUUAUGGUGACAUGGCGCCCAAAACAUAUGUGGGUAUGUUCGUAGGGGCUCUUUGUGCCCUUGCCGGUGUACUGACCAUCGCCCUGCCAGUUCCUGUUAUCGUCAGCAACUUUGCCAUGUAUUAUUCGCACACUCAGGCCAGAGCCAAGCUGCCCAAGAAACGCCGACGAGUCCUGCCUGUUGAACAACCACGACAAGUGACUAGAUUGCCAGGACAACCAGGAGCAAGUGGGACCCCCAUUGGAAAUGCACCCUCCGGAGGACCUGGAUCCGGUGGUACAGGUCCUCGUCGCAUGAAUGCCAACAAAACUGGCGCAAAAGACCUCGUUGGACCAAAAACAGGACCAAUUGGGGCGUCAAUUGUGGCCAUCAGUCCAAGACACGUGCUCGAUCUCAAUCCAGGACUGGCGAUGGGAAAGCCACUGUUUGAGUCCAAGGGACCGCCAAUAACGGCAAAGGAACCGACCACCAACAAUACCACAACCAGCGAAAAAACUUUCCUAUAAUUUUGCGUCAUCGUUUGAGCAAGAUUUCCUUGAGAAUAACACGAAAUGUUUGAUAAUA
This is a messenger RNA of Phlebotomus papatasi, 2827 nucleotides long. RefSeq names its product potassium voltage-gated channel protein Shaw (gene Shaw). Gene Ontology annotation, biological process: potassium ion transmembrane transport; protein homooligomerization. Bases 1129 to 2769 code for a protein of 546 amino acids. The transcript is spliced from 10 exons. The record is from RefSeq and is a predicted model, not a curated record. Gene Ontology annotation, molecular function: protein binding; delayed rectifier potassium channel activity. Lineage: Eukaryota; Metazoa; Arthropoda; Insecta; Diptera; Psychodidae. Gene Ontology annotation, cellular component: neuronal cell body membrane; dendrite membrane; voltage-gated potassium channel complex.